Messenger RNA from Nicotiana tabacum (common tobacco), 3395 nucleotides. RefSeq lists its product as uncharacterized. The record is from RefSeq and is a predicted model, not a curated record. NCBI's taxonomy places the organism in Eukaryota, Viridiplantae, Streptophyta, Magnoliopsida, Solanales, Solanaceae.
UUACGCUCCAUAAUCCCGAAUAAAUACUUCAAGAAUCACUAUACACUAAACACACUUGACCAUUAUCCAAUUUUCACCCAAAUGCAAUACAAGUGGUAAUUCUUCACAGUAUAUUAGUGGAACGACUAGACUCAGUGCACUUGAUUUUGUGCUUCACCAUUAUCAUUCCCCAAAAUGCAAUACCAAGUGGCAAGCAAUUCUUUAUAGUAUUAGUGGAAAAGACUAUCUUUUACAGUUGUUGGCAUUUCCUAAUUUCUAUUUAUGAUUGUGAUUGAAGUAUCCUUAUCAACUUUACCAACCCUGGAAGGCUAGAACCAGAAACCAACCUCAUGUUUUACAGAAUUGCAUGGUUAAAAAGAGUCCACAGCUGCCCAAUUUUAAUAUCUUUUUGCUUCUUACCGAGGUACAUAAAUACUUUAAUUAUAGCUACUUGUUCACACAAUCCUACAAGUUCAAAAGAAAUAAACAUUGUUCACUCAGCUUCGUAGAACAUGGUCUAUCCGUAUAAGCAUGAAUAGCAGGUUAACGAUCAUCAGGAAAAUACUCGAACUAUAUCCGAGAAUAUUAAACAAGAACUCAAGACAUAAAAUAUUGCAACGGGUAAAAAAUUUAUUUUAAUGAGCAUAAAACCAGCUUUUUUGUCGUUUCACUUUAUAGGAUAGGCCGAUAGGGUCACAGAAAAAAAAAACACAGAGCCUAAGAAGCAAGUAUGAUGAAUACAAUUUAGUCGUCAUCUCCAUUAGCUAACAAUAUACUCAUGUAUUUAAAAAAUGAUUAAUAAGUUGCCAAAUAUUGUACACACUCAACUAAUUGGUUGACAAAUAAAUUGCACGGAUUUGUUAAGUUCAUAUAUAGUCAACUAAUGAUUUGAAAAUAAACACUAGAGAAUCCUCAUAGGGAAUCUUUAUGGUCAAGAAAAAUUUAGCUGUCAUGCCUCCCUACUGACUUACCUAGUGUGAUGAACCUACUACAAAAGGUUGCUAACAAAUUGUCCUUUUGUCAUUAGCUACCCUAUUAACGUAGCUACAAAGAAAAAGGGCGCUGUUUCUUGAAUGAGUAAGCAAUGUUUGUGCUUUAUAUAUAUACUCCUAAUUCAUGCAAUUGGAUAAUCAAAACACUAAUAAUCUUCACUUGUUUCUUUUCAAAGAAAGCUACUAAACCGCUUGUAGAAUAAAAUCUUGUUCAUAUGGCGCCUAGAGUAAAUCAUGUAGCAGCAACUCCUCUGUUGUUUGACAAAAAGAUCAAUGGGCAAAGACCACUUCCUAAGAGAGGGCAAGUUAAAACAAGGAUAGCAGCCAUGGCGUUGCAUACGCUGGCGGCCAUAUUCACCAUGGCCGCCACUCGACGUUCAAAUUCCGCCUGCAAAUCCUAGUCUUGAGGAGCUAAGGAUGAUCAUGGCUCAAAAAAAUGUGUGACAUAUGAAAAGCAUGAAUAAUCCUUUAUGCGCGAGAUAGCAAUGACAGGAGGUUGACUUGUCAAUGUCGAGUGACCUCAAGGCUUUUAGAGAGUUUUGUGUAGUAUUAAUUUCAUUGAUUUCUUGUAUUUAGACAUCUUUUCUUCCUAAUCUUGCAGGAGAUUGAUAAGUCAGAGUCGAUGGUCGAGUGACCUCAGGGUUUAUAGAGAAUUUUGCAUAGCGUCAUUUUCGUUGAUUUCUUAUAUUUAGACAUCUAUUCUUCCCCAUCUUCUGACAAAUUUCCAGUGUCCAUUUUCACCUAGUAAGCGAAGUUCAAAUAUAAAGAUUAAAUCAUGUAACGGAAUCUGGCCUUCUCUUAUUUUUUUGGAAAAAAUGACACUAUAUAGGCGCUCUCAAAAUAAUUAACACACACACAUACAUAUUAUAUACAAAUACUAUACACUUUUUUGACUACCGAAUGUAAAUAAUUUCUGGAGCAGGCUAAAAGUGAAAACCCCCCUCUUUUUUUAAAGCUUUUGCCUAUCCAUUUGCGUAACAUCCUCCUCAGAAACAACUCAUACGACACCACCGUCUUUUUUGGUUCUUUAGUCAUCCAGUUUAUGAAAAAGAUUAAAAUAACAUACUUUAAAAGGAAAAAAUAAAAUAAUAAAGAAGAGGAUAAGAAAAUAAGCAGAAAAUAAAAACCAAGAAAUAAAGAAACCUCAUGUUAUCUUGUACGUACAUUGUUACGAGACCAUCUUGAAAACUGCUAAAUUAGGGUCUAUACAAAGUAGGUACCUUAAGUACAGAGCAAGGCAGAGAACAUCAAGGCAACAAUUUUAGGGAAGGAAUAGGUACACCCCAACAGUUCCUUUCCUCAAUGCCAAGGCAUAAACCAAAGUCUUUACACUUUCUCAAUCAUGGGUUCAUAAAUAGAUUAUUAUAGUUUCUAUAGUGCUGCUAUAUCAAUUAAAAAUGGCAUUUUCAGGCCAACUUCUCCAACAUAUUUUAUGGUCCAAACCAGAGUUUAGCCGUAGCCGGAGCAUUCCUCUGUUAAAGACUAACCAUGAACCAGUUAAAAUACUAUCACAACGAAAACUUGAUAUACGAGGCAUCAAGAGAAAAUCUAACUGUUUGGUUACAUUUUCAAUGUCAAAUCCUUUUUCAAUGUCACAUCCUGAUAAUGACACAAGUCCGUGUUCUCCAUCCGACACAAUCAAGAAAUUCUACUCUAGUAUCAACAACAAUGACCUGAACCAACUAGCACUACUCAUAUCUGAAGAUUGUUUCUUUGAUGAUUUCUCCUACACUCGACCAUUCAAAGGGAGAAAGGAGGCUAUGAAAUUUCUGGAGAAACUAACCACAUGCAUGGGUAAGAACACAAAGUUCUGCAUUGAACAAAUAUAUGAGGGAGUUCAUCUUACAACUGUGGUAAACUGGCACUUAGAGUGGAAGAAGAAACAAGUUCCUUUCACUAGAGGCUGCAGCUGCUACGAGUUAUCAAGAGAUGGUGAACAACUAAUUAUAAAGAAAGCUCAAGUAAUCAUUGAAUCACCAAUCAAACCAGGAAGCUUCGCUUUGGACGUGUUCCAGAAUGUCAUUUCAGUAUUUGAUACUUUCCCUGAGGCAGCAUGUAUGUUGAUUUCUUUAAUAUUCUUUAUACUUUCACUAACAAGAGAACGAAAAUAUUCUGAACGGGGCAAAAUUUUUUUCCUACGCAGGGUUGUUCUUGAUGAAUCCCCAAGUGGUACCAACUAUCUACAAUAUGGUUCUCAAGCCAAGCAUAGGUCCGAUUAUUGCUUGGUACCGCAAGUUAUGGAGUAUCACAGUCACCAUUCUUACACUUAUCUACAAGUUAUUCCUUUACAUUAUAGAGAUGUUCCACAAGUAGAAGAUAUGCACAGCUUGCCAAUUCAAGAAGCUGGACAACAUUUCAACGACUUAUUUUUCCUACAUAAAGAUAGUAGACAAAGAUAGACUUCACAUUUAACAAGACUCUAAA